GGACCCUUGUGGGAAAUAGUUAUGAUUUUGCAAACUCCUGGGCUCUGCACAGUGAAAACAAACGGUGCAAGAGAGUGCAGACUCCAAGCAACACCUGCAACAUUUCAUCCGACGCUGCGGAGAAGGAUGUCAUGGAAACCUGCCAGCUGCUACAAACGUCUUUGAUCUUCUCCCGGUGCCACCAUCGAGUUGAUCCAGAGCCAUACAUCAACCUCUGUGAAAGAGACAUCUGCCUCUGUACCCAGGGCAUGGACUGUCACUGCUCGGUGUUCCUUGAUUAUGCAAGAAGCUGUGCUCAUGAAGGAGUGGUUUUGGAUGGGUGGCCCGAGGAGACCUCAUGCAGGCCAAGAUGUCCUGUUGGCAUGGAGUAUAAGGAAUGUGCAUCCCCUUGUGCCAAAACCUGCCAGAGCCUGAAUAUCAAUGAAGUGUGUCAUGGACAAUGUGUCGAUGGCUGCAGCUGCCCUGAGGGGAAGCUCCUUGAUGGUGAAGACUGCAUUGAAAGCUCCGACUGCUCCUGCGUCCACUCUGGAAGACAUUAUCCUCCUGGCUUCACCAUCUCUCAGGAUUGCAACUCAUGCAUUUGUCGACGUGGCACCUGGAUCUGCAGCAACGGGGAAUGCCCAGGAGAAUGCUCUGUCACCGGCCAGUCUCAUUUCAAAACCUUUGACAACAAGUAUUUCACCUUCAGUGGGAUUUGUCAUUAUUUGUUUGCCAAGGACUGCGUGGAAAAUUCCUUUUCUGUGAUCAUCGAGACUGUGCAGUGUGCGGAUGAUCCUGAUGCUGUGUGCACUCGCUCAGCUUCGGUCCGAAUCCAGGAUCUGGACAACAGCCUCAUUAAAAUGAAACAUGGAGGAGGAAUUUCACUGAAUGGACAAGACAUACAGAUCCCCUUGCUACAAGGUGCCCUCCGCAUCCAGCGCAUGACGAGGACUUCAGUCCGCCUUUCCUAUGGGGAAGAUUUGCAGGUUGACUGGGAUGGUCGUGGGGAACUCCUAGUGAAGCUGUCUCCAGUCUAUUCAGAAAGGAUAUGUGGGCUGUGUGGAAAUUACAACGGUAACCAAGGAGAUGAUUUUCUGACACCUUCUGGCAUGGUGGAAGCUCUUCUGGAAGAUUUUGGAAACUCCUGGAAACUCAACGCAGACUGCCAAAACUUGUUAAAACAAGACAGUGACCCUUGCAAUCUCAAUCCUCGUUUAGCCAAAUAUGCUGAGGACUCCUGCUCAGUUCUGAUGUCUUCUGCGUUUGAACCCUGUCACCAUGAAGUCAGUCCCUCUCCCCACGUGAAGAACUGCCGCUUUGAUGUUUGCUCCUGCUCCAAUGGGAAGGAUUGUCUGUGCUCUGCUGUUGCUAACUAUGCAGCUGCCUGUGCCAGGAAGAACAUCCUGGUCCAGUGGAGGGAACCUGACUUCUGCCCAAUGACCUGUCCUGAAGGCCAAGUGUACCAGCAGUGUGGGACACCCUGCAACCAGACCUGUAGGUCUCUGUCCUACCCGGAUGAGGACUGUGAUGAGCUCUGUGUGGAAGGAUGCUACUGUCCCCCCGGGCACUACCUGGACGAGCGUGAGCAGUGCGUGCCAAAAUCCCACUGCUCUUGUUACUAUGAUGGUGAGAUCUUCCAGCCAGAGGACAUCUUUUCGGAUCAUUACACCAUGUGCUAUUGUGAAAAUGGUUUCAUGCACUGCAGUACAAACAGAGCUCCUGGUGCCUUCCUGCCAGAUGUUUUCGCUGAUGAGAGGCCAUCUGCCAGAAUAAAAAGGAGCUUGACGUGCAGACCCCCCAUGGAAAGAUUUAUCUGUCCUGCAAACAACCCAAGAGCUGAAGGGUUGGAGUGUGCCAAGACUUGCCAGAAUUACGACCUGGAGUGCAUCAGCCAUGGCUGCAUAUCUGGAUGCCUCUGUCCAAAAGGAAUGGUACGACAUGAAAACAAGUGUGUUGCUCUUGAGAGAUGCCCGUGUUUUCACAAUGGAAGAGAAUAUGCCAAGGGAGAGACAGUGACCAACGACUGCAACACCUGUGUGUGCCACGGUCGAAAGUGGGAAUGCACCAAAAAUACAUGUGAUGGCACCUGCACUGUUGUUGGUACUGCUCAUUAUCUGACGUUUGAUGGAUUGAAAUACAAGUUCCCAGGAAACUGUCAGUAUGUAUUAGUUCAGGAUUUCUGCAGGGAUGACUCUGGAACAUUCCGGAUACUAAUUUCAAAUGAAGGCUGUGGCUUCACUGGAGAAAAGUGCACUAAAAGGAUUGUAAUUCUUUAUGAAAGUGGGGAAAUAGAGUUAUUUAAUGGAAAUGUGAACAUCAAGGUACCUCCUAAAGAUGACAAUGAUUUAGAAGUCCUGAGAUCUGGUCGUUAUUACAUCAUUUUUCUGGGCAAAAACAUCAGUGUGACCUGGGAUCUGGCCAUGGGAGUCUCAGUUAUCUUAAAAGGCAAUUUCAAAGAUCAAGUGUGUGGUCUGUGUGGAAAUUUUGAUGGAAUCCAAAACAAUGAUUUGACCAGCAGCAAUGAACAUCUUGAAGUAGAUCCAGUUGACUUUGGGAAUUCCUGGAAAGUUAAUCCAUACUGUGCUGAUGUUGAAAAGCCCACCCAGGAACAGACCUUGGUGUCCCCACUGUGUAAUGGAAACAUAGUGAAGCAGAUGAUGGUAGAAACGUCAUGCAGCAUCUUGUCUGGGGAGCUCUUUGAAAAAUGCAGAAAACUUGUGAAUCCUGAGCCCUACAUAGAUAUUUGCAUGUAUGACACUUGUGCUUGCGAGUCUAUUGGGGACUGUGCUUGCUUCUGUGAUGCUAUUGCAGCCUAUGCCCAUGUCUGUGCACAAAAAGGUGUUCCUGUGCAUUGGAGAUCACCAUCUCUGUGCCCACAAAGCUGUGAGGACCUGAAUAAACAAGAAUUAGAUUUUCAGUGUGAAUGGCGAUACAAUAGCUGUGGACCUGCUUGUCCUGUGACCUGUCAGCACCCACAGCCUUUGGAGUGCCCUCUGCAGUGUGUGGAAGGAUGCCACGUACACUGUCCUGCAGGGAAAAUACUUGAUGAACUGUCCCUGGAUUGUGUCAGUCCAGAAGACUGUCCCGUGUGUGCAGUUGGAGAACUCAAGAUCCCACAUGGAAAGAGAAUAGUUUUGAAUGAAGACAAUCCACAGCACUGUCAGUCUUGUCUGUGUGAAGGGAAGAACUUAACCUGUGUAGCCUGUGAGCCAGUGGAGAACAUCCUAACACUGACAACACCUGCUCCAGAGGAGGACAUAGAACUACCACCCAGUGAAUAUUCAUGCAGCAAGAUGAUGGACUUGGCCUUCUUAAUGGAUGGCUCCAAUAAGCUGUCAGAGGAAGACUUUGAACAGCUGAAGACUUUCAUAACCGGCAUGAUGAAGAAACUCCACAUCUCCCAAAAGAAAAUAAGAGUGUCAAUUCUAGUCUAUAGGGCUGGCCCCACAAUCUAUCUUGGUCUUAAAGAUAUCAAAACACAGUCACAGAUGAGAAAAAUUGUCCAAGGCAUAAAAUACACAGGUGAUGAAGUAGCAUCUGCCACUGAAGUCCUUAAAUACACUGUGUUUCACGUGUUUGGAAAAGCAGAAAGGACCAAUGCUGCCAGAAUUGCAGUGUUAUUUAUAGCAAGCAAGUCUCCAGGGAAACUCCGCAACAUCCUCACAGCUUUGAAGAAUAAAAAAAUUGCAGUAGUAGCUGUGGGGAUUGGACCAUAUGUUAAUGUGGAGCAAAUCAAGUUCAUUGAAAAGCAGUCAGGAGAUAACAGAGCCUUCCUAAUGAAUAACGUAUUAGAGCUAAUGGAUAACAGGGAUCUCCUCAUUGACCAUCUAUGUGAUCUUGGACCCGACGAAAGUUCUCUGAUACAAGCUACAUCCACUCCAACAAUAGCCAGUGCCUUAUUUCCCUCUUGGGGACUCACAGCACCACCACCCUUGACAGAAAAGCCCACUAGCAGAAGACUGGACAUUGCUUUUAUUGUGGAAGGAUCUGAUAAUGUAGGAGAGGAAAAUUUCAAUAUCAUCAAGGAGUUCAUUGAGAGAGUGAUCACAAGAAUGAGGGUGGGACAAGAAGAUAUUCAUGUUACAGUCAUGCAGUAUUCAGAAACUGUCACUCUGGAGUAUUCUUUUAGGGAAAUACAGUCAAAGGAAAGUAUCAUUGAGAAGGUGAGAAGCAUACCCUACCAAGGAGGGAAGGCUACCAACACUGGGAAUGCCCUGGAUUAUAUUUCCACGCACACAUUUACAACAGUGAAUGGGGGCAGGCAAGAUGUUCCUCACCUGGUAUACAUGGUGUCAUCCAAUCCUUCCACUGAUGUUAUCACGCGACCUCCCAGGAACAUAAAUGUUAUUCCCAUAGGCAUAACCCCCAAUGCAAAUAUCCAAGAGCUCAGAAAGAUCAGUCAUCCCAAUAACCCAAUUAUCUUACAUAGCUACAAUGCCCUUAUUGAAGAAGCACCUGAAUUAGUGCUGCAGUCAUGCUGCUCUCAUAAACUUUGGACAGAAAUUCCAGAGUUGUGCAACAAACCAAUGGAUGUCAUGUUUCUUCUGGAUGGAAGUUCCAAUAUUGGAGCAUCAGAUUUUGAGGAAAUGAAAAACUUUGUACGGGCGUUUAUUGAAAGUGUUGAGAUCAGCAAUACUUCAAUUCAUGUGUCAGUUCUCCAGUAUGCCAGGGAAAACAAUAUAGAAAUUCCAUGGAACACGCCUCAAGAGAAAGAAAAUCUUAUAGACUUGGUGCUCUCAAUUCAACAAAGGGAACAAGGUCCUACCAGGCUAGGAAAAGCCAUUGAUUUUGUAGUCCAGAAUGCAAUGUCAGAAUCCCACGGAGGGAGACCCGGCGCAUCCAAAGUUGCGAUCGUCGUCGUGUCGGGGAGAUCCGAGGACACUGUGGAGGCUGCUGCACUUGCUGCCAGAAUGAACAGGGUAUCUCUGUUUACAAUUGGAGUUGGGAAUGGCUAUGACGAAGAGCAACUAAGGACUUUGACUGGGCCAUCGUCUGCUAACAGAAUCAUGAAGCUUCAGAAUUUUGAAGACUUACCCACUAUGAUCACACUAAAUAGUGAAUUUAUCAAAAAAGUGUGCAUGGAUCCUGUCAGAGAAUGUAUAGAUGAGGAUGGAAACAAAAAGAAACCUGGCGAUAAAUGGACAUUACCGGACCAGUGCCACACUGUGACAUGCUUUCCAGGAGAUUACACAGUUCUGGAAAGCCACCAAAUUAACUGUGAGAGGAUGCCCAAACCAGCAUGUCACAGCAAUCUUCCUGCUGUGAAGGUUGAAGAGACGUGCGGCUGCCGAUGGAUGUGUCCCUGUGUCUGUAUUGGAAGUUCAUCUCGACAUAUUGUCACUUUUGAUGGGCUGAAUUUUAAGCUGACUGGCAAUUGCUCCUACACCUUGUUUCAAGACCUGCAACAUGAUGUUGAAGUUCUCCUCCACGAAGGGUCAUGCAGAGCAACACCAAAGAUGAACUGUAUGGACUCCAUUGAAGUGAAACAUCAUGGUACAUCUGUUCAGCUCUUCAGUGAUAUGGAA
Merops nubicus (carmine bee-eater) is the source of this 5504-nucleotide messenger RNA. It is a transcript of the gene VWF, whose product is annotated as von Willebrand factor. Gene Ontology annotation, molecular function: protein binding. NCBI's taxonomy places the organism in Eukaryota, Metazoa, Chordata, Aves, Coraciiformes, Meropidae. Gene Ontology annotation, cellular component: extracellular matrix. The transcript has 30 exons. Gene Ontology annotation, biological process: cell-substrate adhesion; blood coagulation. The annotation marks the transcript as partial. The record is from RefSeq and is a predicted model, not a curated record.